AUGAAACAUAAACGUAGACAAAUUAGUACCGAAUCAAAUCAAUGUCAAUCUGAUGUUACAAAUGGUUUAUUAUUACCUGUGAAUGAAAUCAUUGAAAUCCCAAUUGAAACUAUAUUAACACCAACGCCACCACCAACACCAUCACCACCACCACCAACAACAACAACUACGACCCCAACUGUAACCAUCAACACAAUACAGAGUUGUACUGAAAAAUAUAAACUAUUAUUUAGUAGAAUAUUAGAUUGUAAAUUAUUUCACAUGAUUAUUGUUGGAUUAUGCGCAUUAGAUGGAAUACUUGUUAUAUGUAUGCUUCUAUUAGAAAUUGAAUCAUUAAAAUUAAAGCCAUGCCCAUUACGUUAUCGUCUUAAUUUCACUUCAUUUAUAUUUGAAUGUAUUAGUUAUACAAUCAUUUUAUUAUUUCUUAUUGAAAUUCCAAUUAAAUUAUGGACAUUUGGUUAUCAAUUUUAUCAAUAUCAAUGGAUUGAAUUAUUAGAUGUAUUCGUAUGUAUAAUUAGUUUUACAGUAGAUACAUAUAAUAUCCAUCGACAUAUUAUAGAAACUAAAUUGAAUAAAAUGAAUAAUACAAUGAAUGAAUAUACAAUAGAUGAUAAUCUAGAACAAACAUUGAAUACAACAAUUGCUGAUGCUGCUGGUUUAUUAGUAUUAUUUCGUCUAUGGCGUGUAAUACGUAUUGUGAAUUCUAUCAUUGUUUCUGUUACUGCUACACAUGAAAGAAAUAUGAAAUCAUUAAAAGAAGCUCAUCAUAUUUCAUUGAAACGUAUUUAUGAAUUGGAACAACUACUUCAAGAUAAUAAUAUAUCAAUACCUUCAUUAACACCAAAGAGUCAAUCUAUAUUAGCAAAAAUAUUUUAA
Schistosoma bovis is the source of this 876-nucleotide messenger RNA. Lineage: Eukaryota; Metazoa; Platyhelminthes; Trematoda; Strigeidida; Schistosomatidae. The record is from the annotation of a GenBank genome assembly.